GGGAAGAGAAGGUCAGGAAGUUUUUGGCAGGUUGUUUCAAUUUAGAAUUAGAACAGAGCAGGGUAAGUGCCUCCUCUCAACCUGUAGGGCCCAAAGGAUCAAAGUAAAAGAGAGCCACAGAACUGUAUCUGAGCUGGAAUGAUUAUGAGUAGCCAACCAGUAAAGAUGCUUCUAGAAGAGGAGAGACUUCGUGGCUUCACAAGUGGUUGCUUCACAAAAGAGUAGCUACUGCAUCAGGUGGUGGCGAAUGUGGACUUCUCAGUGGUGAGCAGAAGAGCUCAGAGCAGGGGAUGAAUUUGUUCCCAGCAGGAGGGCAGCUACCUGCGGUUCCAGCUGUGUGAACUAAGAGACAGAAACUGCAGGUCAGUGGCCCAGAAGUUGAGCCACCCCAAACUGGAAGACUUUAUCCAACACCCAGCUGGAAGAAGAGGCUGAACAUCUGAACUCAGAUCGCAAGACCAACCUCCUAAACGGCUCCCAGGGAUGGAUUUGCUUCCUUUCCUUUUGGCUCUUCUUCAUGUGCACAAAGCUCUGUGUGCAGAGAUAUCCUGGGACUCGACUGUGAAACUGACCAAGCAGCUCAGUCUGGAGUGUGCGCACUUGCCGACACAGAUACUGACCCAGAUAGAAUGGCUCAAGCGCAAUGGCCAGAAGGAAGAGCGGAUUGCUAUUUUCAACCCUAUUUUGGGUCUGGAAAUUACGGCACCCUAUACUAAUAGGGUGUCCAUAAAAAACUCAAGUGAGGCUUCCAAUAUCAUCACCCUGAACUUUAACAACGCCUCCGACAUGGACGCCGGCCUCUAUACCUGCCGUUUAAACAUGUUCCCAGACGGGAGUGCGGAAAAAAUCAUACAGGUGGCCAAGACAGAUAAGUUUGAGAGCAUUGCACUACUGAAUGAGACCAUCCCUGAGCUAGUCACCGAAAGUGGACAAAAUAUCACACUCAACUACCAGUUUCAAAUGAAGGGGCCUGUGAAAACAGUCAUAUGGGAGAAGAUUCAGCCCCACCAGAUAGAUAUCUUAACAUCUUGUGACUUGCUGGAAGGGUCCCCUUACACCUCAAAGUACCAGAACAAAGUCUGGGCUACUUGUCGCCAAGGAAGCAGGGUGAGCAUCCUCUUCAUUCCCAAUGUCACUGUCUCCGAAUCUGCCAUUUACUGCUGCCUGGUGGAGGCCACUACAGGAGAGAAGGAAAGCUACAUGGUCAGGCUGAUCGUCUAUGGCCCUAAGCAUGAACCCAGUUACCUGCAGAACCUCUUGGUGGCAGGAGGGAUACUUCUGGUGGUUGCUAUCUUAAUUACCGUCAUUUGUGUCAUUUCUUAUUACGGAAGGAGGAAAUAUACAAAUGGCCUGUUUAAAGAGUCCUCUGGAAUGCAGAAUAAGAGAGCCAACAACUCCAGAAGUCCGGUCUCCUACAGACAAGCCAAGGACCACGCACAGGAUGAUAUUUAUGUGAACUACCCAACCAUGCCUCAAAAAACAAAAUCCAAAGUCUAAGCUGUUCCCAUGAUCUGAGUGCAUUAGGACCACUAUUUAAAAAAUGUUAUCUUGAAGUUGUACAAAAGAUGUGUCAUUUA
Molecule: messenger RNA, 1577 nt
Organism: Dipodomys ordii (Ord's kangaroo rat)
Lineage: Eukaryota; Metazoa; Chordata; Mammalia; Rodentia; Heteromyidae
Gene: Cd226
Product: CD226 molecule
Exons: 7
Coding region: 484-1497 (337 amino acids)
Biological process (GO): positive regulation of immunoglobulin mediated immune response; positive regulation of natural killer cell cytokine production; positive regulation of natural killer cell mediated cytotoxicity directed against tumor cell target
Cellular component (GO): external side of plasma membrane
Source: RefSeq, a predicted model, not a curated record